Tachysurus vachellii is the source of this 849-nucleotide messenger RNA. RefSeq names its product histone H2AX-like. The transcript is spliced from 2 exons. Lineage: Eukaryota; Metazoa; Chordata; Actinopteri; Siluriformes; Bagridae. The coding region runs from base 1 to 795 and encodes 264 amino acids. Gene Ontology annotation, cellular component: nucleosome. Gene Ontology annotation, molecular function: protein heterodimerization activity; DNA binding; structural constituent of chromatin. The record is from RefSeq and is a predicted model, not a curated record.
AUGAGCGGAAGAGGCAAAACCGGCGGUAAAACUAAGUCUAAGGCCAAGACUCGAUCAUCCAGGGCCGGACUGCAGUUCCCCGUGGGUCGUGUGCACAGGAUUCCGCGUAAAGGUAAUUACGCCCAGCGCGUCGGUGCCGGCGCUCCGGUUUACUUGGUUUAUGUUUACGUGCUCGAGUAUCUGACUGCUGAGAUCCUCGAGUUGGCUGGCAACACCGCCCGUGACAACAAGAAGACCCGUAUCAUUCCCCGCCACCUGCAGCUCGCUGUGCGUAACGACGAGGAGCUGAACAAUCUGCUCGGAGGAGUGACCAUCGCUCAGGGAGGUGUACUGCCCAACAUUCAGGCCGUGCUGCUGCCAAAGAAGACUGAGAAGGCCGUCAAGACCAAAACCUAUCUAAACUACAAGAUGAGCGGAAGAGGCAAAACCGGCGGUAAAACUAGGGCUAAGGCCAAGACUCGUUCAUCCAGGGCUGGGCUGCAGUUCCCCGUGGGUCGUGUGCACAGGAUUCUGCGUAAAGGUAAUUACGCCCAGCGCGUCGGUGCCGGCGCUCCGGUUUACUUGGCCGCCGUGCUCGAGUAUCUGACCGCUGAGAUUCUCGAGUUGGCUGGCAACGCCGCCCGUGACAACAAGAAGACCCGUAUCAUUCCCCGCCACCUACAGCUCGCUGUGCGUAACGACGAGGAGCUGAACAAACUGCUCGGAGGAGUGACCAUCGCUCAGGGAGGUGUACUGCCCAACAUUCAGGCCGUGCUGCUGCCCAAGAAGACCGAGAAGGCCGUCAAGACCAAGUGAACUCUUUCACCGCUGCGUUUCUCACCACCCAAAAAGGCUCUUUUAAGAGCCACC